Messenger RNA from Phycodurus eques (leafy seadragon), 1748 nucleotides. RefSeq names its product Jupiter microtubule associated homolog 2 (gene jpt2). Gene Ontology annotation, cellular component: nucleus. Bases 118 to 807 code for a protein of 229 amino acids. Lineage: Eukaryota; Metazoa; Chordata; Actinopteri; Syngnathiformes; Syngnathidae. The transcript is spliced from 5 exons. The record is from RefSeq and is a predicted model, not a curated record.
UCUUCGCAAAGGAGCUUGGGUGGGAGCAGACGAGGCGAGGAGGAACUUACAAGUCGCCCAGUUGGCAGAGUGACGAAGUUGUCUUCGGAAACUUGAAGGCUCCCAACUUAACCCACAAUGACUUCGACGAACAUGUUUCAAGGCUUUGACAGUGGGUCAAAACCAAGCUCAAGGGUGCUGCGGCCUCCCGGUGGUGGCUCCAGUAAUCUGUUUGGUGGCUACGAAGAGGAAGUCCCACAGUCCAGAAGACCAAAUAAGAUGGCCUCUAAUGUGUUUGCCUCACCAGAGGAGCCCCAGAGUGCACCCAGGCGCUCCAACCCUCCAGGUGGGAAGAGCAGUGGAAUAUUUGGGGAACCUGAACCUCCAGUCCAACCACAGAGACCCCUUCCCCCAGGUGGACCAAGCAGCAACAUAUUUGGGUCUGGGGAUAGUGCAGAUGUCCACAGCCAAAGCCACCCAAAUAAGCCAAAGGACAAUAUAUCUGUCGGAUCUGUACCUAAAUCACCAGCAACUGAGAUCAAAGUCAGCUCGCCUGAGGUCAAGGUCAUCAAGCCUGAGGUGAAAGAGCAAAUUGGCUCUCCUGCUGUUGUGCUAGCUGAGGAGGAGCCCACUGCUCCUCCAGCCGCCGCCGCUGCUCCUCCACCCGCCGCUGCUCCUCCAGCUGCCCCAGAGCCUACAUCUUCCUCCUCGUCCCCUCCACCGCCUCAUGACAUGAAGAACUACGAGCCACACCUGGGACCCAAGCCUCGCUCUCACAACAGGGUCCUUAACCCCCCCGGAGGAAAGUCCAGUGUGGUGUUCUACUGAUCUUCUGACCCCACACCUUCUCCCACUGUGGGUCUUCUCUGUACACGUUUUGUCUGCUCCCCCAUGCAUCUUCUUUCAUUCCCACGCCCACCACCCCUCAUGAUCAAGCUCUGUUGUUCUUGAAAGCAAAUAGUCUGAUUUGAUGUCCUCAACGUGUUGCACUUUCAGCCUGACGUACAGCCCUACAGCUCUUUUCGGCCUUCAUCCAUUUAAUCCUUAAACCUGCAUUACACAAUCACCUCCUUUUCAAUCAACACGUAGAACCAUUAUGGUUCUAUCUCAAUACUGUUUUAAUACGCCAGACCAUCACUUAAAAGCCUGGGUGUAUGAUCCCUAAAGUUUUGCCUUUUAAGUAAGUCUGUGGCCUUUGAAAUCACGUUCGUUUACCUCAUUGGCUUACUCCAGUCCACCAAUGAGAGCUGUUCUGUUAUCUUUGUUCUCUUUCGUCUAACUCUUCAUGUAAGUGCCAGACACAAAAGGUCUCCUGUCAGAACUGACUCGUCAGGGAACAAAAUACCAAAAAAAUUGACAUUGAAUCAAAGAUGAAUGUGGUUCUUUACUCUAAACUUUUUUCUGCUUUCCCUACAGAAAUUCCAUCUUGAUUUUAUGCGAUUGUGUAGUUUGUGCUUUGCCCUCAUUGCUUGCGUUAUCUGAGAACAUGCCUUUUGUUUUUGUUUUGUUUUUUCCCCCUCGGGGUUGGCCUCUGUUUAUGUUUUAAAUUAAAACAGUUGGAGAUGGGGGGGGGGGGGGAUCUCUGGACAAGCUUGUGGCCCACCUGAGUUCAGGUGAGCUACUUGGGUAUCAGCUCCUCACCCAUUUCAUGAUGCUCCUUGAAGCUAUUCUGGCAACGGCCUGUCCCCUGUGUGUAGAUGUGCCUGGCAGCAAUGAGUGCAGCGGAAUUCAAUCCUGUGUAUUGCAAUAAAAUGUUUUUGCAGUUGGAA